Messenger RNA from Carcharodon carcharias (great white shark), 2544 nucleotides. RefSeq names its product inositol-3-phosphate synthase 1-A-like. The coding region runs from base 715 to 2184 and encodes 489 amino acids. Gene Ontology annotation, molecular function: inositol-3-phosphate synthase activity. The record is from RefSeq and is a predicted model, not a curated record. The transcript has 11 exons. NCBI's taxonomy places the organism in Eukaryota, Metazoa, Chordata, Chondrichthyes, Lamniformes, Lamnidae. Gene Ontology annotation, biological process: inositol biosynthetic process; phospholipid biosynthetic process. Gene Ontology annotation, cellular component: cytoplasm.
CUCUAACAAGUCUUACAGGGCUACACUCUAAGCUAGUGGACAGGCAGGUGAUCAGCUUGCAGAUCUCCUAUUCGGCUCUUCUUGCCAGCUGCUUGGAAAAAAUGUAGGGCAAGUCUAACUUUAACUCUAAAUCUGGAGACUUCUGACUGUAGUGGCUGAUAUCUUACAUGCUUGAGUGAGCCCAGGAUUAAAUACUUCAAAACCAGCAGGAGCUCUGUACUCAGCUGAUAGGAUACCACUACCUAGAUUCCUGUUUUGCAUGACAUUCACUUGUUUAUGACUACUUCUCAGAAAUGUUUAAUAACUUAAAAGGAGCUGAUCCCAGUAUGAACUUUAAAGCAGCAAAUUGGGUGGUGUUGGUGCCAAGUACCAGGUUCUGCUGUUAAAUGUUGUUUUGCCCUUUAUUUUUGUUUUCUCUUUCCCAAGAACCCUCAUGAAGUGCCUUUUUUUUAGGUGCCCCCCCAGCCCUCUACUACAGUUCAAGAUGGGUGAGAAGUUUACCAUUGAGAGUCCAGAUGUGAACUACACCAAGGAUUACAUUGAGGCAGUAUAUCCCUACCAGACUACACGUGUCUAUGAAGACAAUGGAUCAAUUAAGUGUGAUCCUGGUGAUCUCAAGUGGAAGAAUUGUCUGGAAAUCCACUGUUGUGGGUGAAACCGUGUUCUACCAAAUUCACCUUCCGCACAGAGAGAAAGGUGCCAAAACUUGGUGUGAUGCUGGUUGGAUGGGGUGGUAACAAUGGAACAACGGUUACUGCAGCAGUUCUUGCCAACGAGUUGGGACUUUCCUGGAUGACCAAAACAGGAGAGAAGGUUGCUAAUUACUAUGGAUCCUUGUUUCAAGCCUCCACUGUGUGCCUGGGGACUGGUCCUGCUGGUGACGUUUAUGUGCCCUUCAAGGAUCUACUGCCCACAGUGAAUCCAAAUGACAUUGUUUUUGAUGGCUGGGAUAUCUCCUCAAUGAACCUCUCAGAUGCUAUGGUGCGAGCUCAGGUCCUUGAAUGGCAGCUUCAGGAACAGCUGAAGCCUCACAUGAAGAAGUUCCAUCCUCGACCUUCGAUUUACAUUCCAGAAUUCAUUGCAGCUAAUCAGGAGGACAGGGCAGAUAACGUAAUCCAGGGUUCCAAAAAGGAGCAGGUGGAGCAAGUAAGAAAGGACAUCCGGGACUUCAAAGCAAAGAGUGGCGUUGGCAAAGUGAUUGUUUUGUGGACAGCAAAUACCGAGCGCUUUUGUGAUGUCACUUCUGGUGUAAAUGACACAGCAGAAAACCUUAUGAAAACAAUUGAGUAUGGAAGAGAGAUAUCACCAUCAUCCAUGUUUGCUGUGGCUAGCAUUUUAGAGGGCUGUGCCUACAUCAAUGGAUCUCCACAGAACACUUUUGUGCCGGGCGUUGUUGAUCUUGCCAUCAAACACAAGGUUUUUAUCGGAGGUGAUGACUUCAAAUCUGGCCAGACAAAGGUCAAAUCUGUUCUUGUAGACUUCCUUGUCAGCGCUGGGCUAAAGACUGUCUCAAUCGUCAGUUACAAUCACUUGGGCAACAAUGAUGGGAAGAAUCUGUCUGCUCCAGAGCAGUUCCGAUCAAAGGAGAUUUCAAAGAGUAAUGUAGUGGAUGACAUGGUUCAAUCUAAUCCCAUUUUAUAUAAACCAUCUGAGAUGCCAGAUCAUUGUGUUGUAAUUAAGUAUGUUCCAUAUGUUGGAGAUAGCAAACGUGCAAUGGAUGAGUAUACAUCAGAAAUUAUGAUGGGUGGCACUAACACCAUUGUCCUUCAUAACACCUGUGAGGAUUCCUUGCUGGCUAGUCCUCUUAUUCUGGACCUUGUGAUCCUGACUGAGCUUUGCCAAAGGAUAACAUUCAAAACUGAAUUGGAUCCAGAAAUGCAAACAUUCCACAGUGUCCUCUCAAUCCUCAGCUACCUGUGUAAAGCUCCGUUGGUGCCAGAUGGAAGUCCUGUCAUUAACUCUCUUUUCAGGCAAAGGACCUGCAUUGAAAAUAUUCUGAGAGCUUGUCUGGCCCUUCCUCCUCAGAACCACAUGUUCCUGGAACACAAGAUGCAAAGGAGCUUUGUGACUACCCAGAUGACUGGUUACUCUGCAGCUCAACCUAUACCUCACAGAACUGCAAAACUCAAUAACCUCAACAAGAACCAUGUUUUAAAUGGUCACGCUAAUAGACAUUCUAAUUAAAAUUUCAAAGAUAUUGAAGUGCAGACAAUGGCGUAGUAAUGUAACCUCAGGGUUACUUAUUUUUUUGUUUUUGGAUUUUGAUCUCUAAGUUCUGAAUAUAUCUGCUGUUUUAAACCUGUCUCAAACACUGGAAUAUUCUAGUUCAGUUACACUUCCUGUUUGCCACAUCUUAGCCUCGAUGCUGUAGAUCACUUUAUGUAUUUUGCAACAGUUGAAAUUUUUGUCAAGGGUGUUUUAUGUCAAAUAUUUAUGUUGGAAUUAUUGAUCAUAAGGUAUAAGGCAAUUUACUGCCAAAAAUAAGCACAAUCCUGAGGUGUAACCAGAUGCUAGGAACUUAAGAAUAAAAUCCUUCAUCUUAAA